Messenger RNA from Calliphora vicina (urban bluebottle blowfly), 2207 nucleotides. RefSeq lists its product as uncharacterized. The record is from RefSeq and is a predicted model, not a curated record. Bases 185 to 2134 code for a protein of 649 amino acids. The transcript is spliced from 9 exons. NCBI's taxonomy places the organism in Eukaryota, Metazoa, Arthropoda, Insecta, Diptera, Calliphoridae.
AAGUGCUGUUUACUGGCCAUGUGAUACACAUGACGAUUGUACGGCCAAAUACUCAUCAUGCUCAUCGGCGACUAGUGAAUGCAAAUGCACCGAUUUCGAUAUUGUGUUUUCCAGUGAUUUCUCGACAUGUCUGAAGACGUCACUGAUUGGUGACCAAUGCGAAGAAAGUAUUCAAUGCAAUCUUAUGCCAACGGGAGCCAAGUGUAAAUCGGGGGUCUGUGAUUGUGCCGAUGGCGAAACAUAUGUGCGUGGACGUUGUCGGACAUUAAAUGGUCUCAAUCAGCAUUGUGAUACAGAUUUGGAUUGUUAUUUUGGUUAUGAUCGCGACUCAGUUCAGUGUAAAGAAAAUUUGUGUACAUGUGCCAAUGGAUAUUAUCAUAGACAUGGCAACAUAUGCCGACGUAAAUCAAUGGAAAUUGAUGAUGUUUGUGUCGUUGACACUGACUGCGAGGAUUUAGGUGAAAACGUGAAAUGUAAAAGUUUGAAAUGUCAAUAUGUCAAUGAAAUCAAAUCCAAAGUUAAUAACAACAAUAACCAUUCAAAUAUUAACAACAACAUAAGUAGUAAUAAUAAUAAUAACAACAAUAAUAAUAUAAUAAAUACUAGAACAAAAAGACAAACUUCCACGCCAACUGAAACCACUUCGAAUCUAUCAAAAUCUUCACCCAGUGAAAGUGAUUUUAAUGUCGUCACCAAAUUGGUCAAUGGUCUGAGUAGUACAUCAAGUAACAACAACAAUAACAACCACAACAGAAAUAACAACAAUAACACUUUUAGCGAUACAGAUGGUGAAGAUUUCAAUACGGAACCUAAACAGGAAUUAGCUACAUCAGACGCCGCAAACAAAGAACCACAAAAGAGUCGGGAAAUCGCCGUACAGACAAGUGUCGAUGCUUUUGAAUUGAAGGUAUUGACACCGAAAGUGAAACAUGUUGGUACAAUUACCACAACAGCAUCGACCAGCUCCAGCAGUCGUAGACCCUCAAAACAACAACAACAGCAAAGACAAAGACGUCGUCCAACCGUAUUUCGUUUUAACGAUGAUGAAAAAACUAUAUCAACUGUGUCGAACUCUGAUGACGAUGGUGAGAAUCAAGAAUACGGUCAUGAAUGUACCUAUAGCGGUUUACCCUGCACUGGCCUUCCUCAUUCCAUAUGUACCAAUAGAGUUUGCUUGUGCCGUCAAGGUUACUAUCAAAGAAAUAGGAAAUGUUUUGCCGAAUUGGGCGAGAUAGCAGAAAGUUCGGAUGAAUGUGAAAACCAAUUUGAUGCUGAAACGAAAAAAUGUAUUUGCCAAAAGAAUUACUUUUAUGACUUUAAUCUAAGACAAUGUCGUAAACCUAUACAAUAUCAUUUAUCCUGUACCGGAGAUAAUCAAUGCAGUCCAUUUGGUGCCGCUUAUUGUCAUUCUCAAAUACCAAGACGUUGUACGUGCAAAGAAUAUGCCGAAUACGACGAACUCUUGCAGAUGUGUGUGUUUAAGACGGGCUUGGGCUCCGAGUGUGAGAGCGAUGAUGGUUGUCCCGUCGAUCAUUCGAUGUGUUCGAAUCGUAAUUGUGUUUGCAAGCCGCUUUAUAUAAGGAAGGGGGAUGAAUGUCUGCCAGGCAUUGGUGCUGAAUGUUUGGAAAACGAUGAGUGCUUGGUAGAUAAUUCACUGUGUGCCACAACUUCUGCUUCCAAUGGCACUCAGGAUGAUUCCAAGUCCUGUCAAUGCCGCAAAGGUUUUGUACACUUCAAAGAUGAGUGUAUUAAAGAAGCCGAGGAUAUUGAGGAGGAAUGCAUUGAGACCGAACAAUGUAAACCUCUGUUGGCCACCUGUGUUGACAAUAAAUGUUCCUGCAGCGAUAAACAACAUUUCCAGAAUGGUCAUUGCGAAACUAGAAAAGCUAUUGGUGAGGGUUGCUCAACCGCUAGUGAGUGUUACGUGGAGAAGGCACCUGAAAAUGUUGAGUGCCGUAAUUCGGUGUGCCAGUGUAAAUUUGGUUAUAGAAGUGAUACCGGACAUCGGUCUUGUGUUGCGUCCAAUAAGAAAAAUUCUUCCGGAAGGCCAAGUGCUCUUAAAAUAAUAACAUUCAUGUUAAUUGGUUCAGCAUUUCUCAUCACUAGUGCCGCUAUAAAACAAGCCUAUUAUUAAUUUAAACGAAAUCCUUUUUAACAAAAACACACACAAACCUACAAACAUUAACAAAAGAAAAUUGGAACUGAAA